GAUUGAUGUAAUAUUUGCAUUCAUCACAGUUUUUUUUCGUAAGCAUAGGUUGAAAAGUAACCCCCCUUAAAAAACACACACACAUUUUGUUGACCGUAUCACUUUAUUUUCCUUAUUAUUAAUUUUAAUAAUACUUUCUUCCUGGAAGAAGAUAUCGAUUUUUGCUCUUCUUCUACCUUUUCCUUCUCUCGAUCGAGAGGAAGACAGAGAGGCCGGUGCUAAAGAGAAUUUCCAACCGACAGCUUCGCGGAUUCAGAUGGGCAUCAUGCUAAUUUGAUUAAAUGAGAUUCUGGGGAUUAAGUUUAAGUGAGAAGGCUGUUAAAGUUCCUGAUGGGGAUAAAGUACUUGCCUGUCUCGGUAGCAUCAACAGCUCUGAGCUUCGUCGGCCUGCAAGUCUGGACAGAGUUGUCUCUUGAUAGACUUAGAGCGGAUGGGCUGAUUGCCAAGAACAUUUCGUUAGGAGACUCCGAGCAUGCGCUUGAGCUGCUUCUGGGUUCUUACUUCACAAUCGCGCUGCUCACAAAUUUUGUGUUCAAUGUGUAUAUUCUUCUGGUGCUUUCUCUCAAGACUCUAUUUUUUGGAGAUUUAUAUGGCGUUGAAACUAAAAAGUUGGUGGAGCGACUUGCCAAUUACAUCAUUUACAAGGGUACAUUUCUGCCGCUGGUGAUUCCCCCAACAAUAUUCCAGGGUGUACUGUGGUCAGUUUGGCUGACUGUUCUAUGCACUUUAAAGAUGUUUCAAGCUUUGGCUAGAGACCGGCUUGAACGAUUGAAUGCAUCUCCUUCUUCUACACCUUGGACAUACUUUCGUGUGUAUUCAGUGCUCUUCUUGGUUCUCUCUGUUGAUAUGUUGUGGAUAAAGCUUUCCCUUAUGACAUACAAUACAAUUGGUUCCUCUGUGUACCUUUUGUUACUUUUUGAGCCAUGCAGUAUAGCUUUUGAGACCUUGCAGGCGCUGUUAAUUCAUGGGUUUCAGCUGCUUGAUAUGUGGAUCAACCACUUAGCAGUCAAGAACUCAGACUGCCAAAGAUCUAAGUUCCUCGAUUCCAUGACAGCAGGUUCACUGUUGGAAUGGAAGGGACUCCUCAACCGUAACCUUGGUUUCUUCCUGGACAUGGCUACUUUGGUAAUGGCACUUGGUCAUUAUUUGCACAUCUGGUGGCUGCAUGGCAUUGCCUUUCAUCUGGUGGAUGCAGUUUUGUUUCUCAACAUACGUGCAUUACUCAGUGCAAUUUUGAAACGAAUAAAAGGAUACAUUAAACUGAGAAUAGCUCUGGGCGCUCUCCAUGCAGCCCUUCCUGAUGCAACUUCUGAAGAGUUACGGACAUAUGAUGAUGAAUGUGCUAUAUGCCGGGAACCUAUGGCUAAGGCUAAAAGGCUUCACUGCAACCACCUUUUCCAUCUUGGAUGCCUGCGAUCCUGGUUGGAUCAAGGUCUAAAUGAGGUUUAUUCUUGUCCUACAUGUCGCAAACCUCUUUUUGUUGGUAGAACUGAAAGUGAGGUGAAUCCUCGCACUGUGGAAGUCUCAAGUGAUGAGCAGUUAGCCCGUCAGCUUGAAAGACAAAACAAUCCUGAACAUCCACUAGCCACUGGAUUAUUUCCUGCCGAGGUGCCAAAUUCCGUUGAAAGUGAUCCUUCGAGUCUUCGUUCUGAUAGACUAAAUAGUUUCAUUUCGAACUGGAUUGUUCAAGUUCUCAACCUUCUCCUUUCACAAAAUAGGAACUUGGGAUUGGAUCCAACCUGGCUGCAGACAUGGUCAGGUCAAGGUGUUGAUGUUGCUGGUCCCUCUACCGCUUCUAGGUCCGUUGGCCUGGGGCGGGUUCAGAUGAUGAUGAGGCAUCUUGCAUCUGUUGGGGAAAGUUAUGCUCAAACAGCACUUGACGAUGCUGCUUGGAGUCUAUGGCCAAUGAACCCUUCACAAGCAUCCACUUCUUCCACAACCACACCUCCUGUUGCUGGUGGGAGGACAGGUCCUCUGCAUCUAAGAACUGUAUCAAGUGGGGCAAAUGAAAGCUUGGCAAAUAUACUAGCGAUGGCCGAGACAGUGAGGGAAGUUAUGCCACAUGUGCCUGAUGAAAUCAUUUUCCAGGACCUGCAGAGAACAAACUCUGUUGCUGUUACAGUGAACAAUCUUCUCCAGAUGUGAUGAUAGUUUUGUGUAAAAAUACCGAGCACUUGCAAGUUGCAGCACUUCCAUAUCAACCUUAGGUAUAGAUUAAUGAUUGGGGAUAUAUCUCUGUCCUUAAGUUUACACACCACCCAACAAUCCAAGAUUCACCCGCUGUAAAUAGAAGGCGUUGGUGCGUCACUCCUUGCUAUAGAGAAGAAGAAGAGGCUCUAGUGUAUAGUAGCUUCUGUUCAUUGCUCCUCUUGCGAACAAAUAAAGCUACACAAGGUGCUGAUACCCUCUGGUGGUCUGGGGAGAGACGACUCUGUGCUGCUACUUCUCCUGUAUAAGAAUGUGUAAUUUACAAUAAAAAAGAAGCAGAUUAAAGAAUCUACUGUUAUUGAUCCAAUAGCCUGUGUGUGUAGUAAGAAUAUCAUCAAAUGUGUAAACUCAAAAUUUUCUCUAAAACCUUAAAAGCAUCGUCCUAUUUUCCUUUAUACUGGCUUUGAUGACUUAAAAUACCGCAGGCUUUUGCUUUAAUGCAAAGAGAAUAAU
This is a messenger RNA of Thlaspi arvense, 2661 nucleotides long. Lineage: Eukaryota; Viridiplantae; Streptophyta; Magnoliopsida; Brassicales; Brassicaceae. The record is from the annotation of a GenBank genome assembly.